Molecule: messenger RNA, 1974 nt
Organism: Heterotrigona itama
Lineage: Eukaryota; Metazoa; Arthropoda; Insecta; Hymenoptera; Apidae
Source: the annotation of a GenBank genome assembly
AUGGGACUAAUAUUAAAGUAAAUAGCAAGAACAAUUAGCAACAAAAUAUUCAGAUUUUUAUUCCUAAUCUAUUUUAUUAGUUUUAUAGCAUUUCUUUAAUUUUUCAUUUGUCUGUCGUAGUUAGUAUAGUUACCGGUAUAAUAAAAUUUUUUAAACGUUCACAUUAACUUUAUUUCAUAAAACAUAUUUUUAGAAUUUUUAAAAAACGUGACAAAUGGUGAUUAUAGAUAUUUAGUUUUUUUAUUUUAAAUGUUGAUUGUUUUAAAUAUUAUAUUUAUGUAAAUUACUUUGUCACAUUAUUUUAUAAUGAAAUAACACAUUUGACAAAUAAAAAUUAAUUAAUUAAUAUUGUUUAAUCUUGUUAUAAAUUAAACAAUAAAAUCAAUAUUGGUAAUCAAUAAUUUUUAUCCUAAUUUUUAAUCUUUUAUGUGAUAAGAUAUAUGUAUAUAUAAAGCGUAACACUUUAUAUAAUUUAUUUGCAGUAAAUACUCUGCAGUAAUGAUUUUGUCAGUUUACAUUAUAUUAACUUUAUCAAUAUUGCACACAUCAUGGGGAGACCAAUAUGUAUUAAUAACAUCUGAUAUAGAAAGCCAAGAAACAUUAUGGCCAAUAGAAACAGAAUUAAACCAAUAUUCUCCAACAUGGGAUAGUUUAGAUAGUCGUCCACUUCCAAAUUGGUAUGAUGAUGUAAAACUUGGUAUUUUUAUUCAUUGGGGUGUUUUUAGCGUUCCAAGUUUUGGCUCUGAAUGGUUUUGGAAUAAUUGGAAAGAGGAACUUCCAUUUUUAGAAGAAAAAGCUAAUACUAAAUAUCGUGACUUUAUGAAACAAAGGUAUCCACCUAAUUUUACAUAUCAAGACUUUGCUCAUGAAUUUACUGCUGAAUUUUUCAAUGCAACACAAUGGAGCGAAUUAUUUCAAGCUUCAGGUGCAAAGUAUAUUGUACUAACGAGUAAACAUCAUGAGGGAUAUACAUUGUGGCCUUCAAAAUAUUCAUUCAGUUGGAAUUCUGUAGAUGUAGGACCACAAAAAGAUCUUAUAGGAGAAUUAGCUACAGCAAUAAGACGUUCAACUAAUUUGAAAUUUGGACUUUAUCAUUCUUUGUAUGAAUGGUAUAAUCCUCUCUACUUAUCUGAUAAAGAUAACAAUUUUACAACGCAAAUUUUUGUUAAACAAAAGAUAAUUCCUGAAUUACACGAGCUAGUGGAAAAAUAUGAGCCAGAAGUUAUAUGGUCUGAUGGUGACUGGGAAGCAUCAGAUGUUUAUUGGAAAUCAAAAGAAUUUUUAGCGUGGUUGUAUAAUGAAAGUCCUGUGAAGGAUACAGUUGUAGUAAAUGAUAGAUGGGGACAAAAUAUACCAUGUCACCAUGGUGAUUUUUACACAUGUUCUGAUCGUUAUAAUCCUGGAGUACUCUUAUCACACAAAUGGGAAAACUGUAUGACAAUUGAUAAAAAAUCUUGGGGAUUUCGUAGGAAUGCUGAGUUAUCAGAAUAUUUCACUUUGUCAGGAUUGAUAAAAGAAUUAGUAAUUACUGUAAGCUGUGGAGGAAAUUUAUUAAUGAAUGUUGGACCAACAAAAGAUGGUAUUAUUACUCCAAUAUAUGAAGAAAGAUUACGUGGAAUGGGUGAUUGGUUAAAAAUAAAUGGGGAAGCUAUUUAUAAUACCAAACCUUGGAAAGCACAAAAUGAUAGCUUGAGUAAUGAUGUUUGGUAUACACAAAGUAAAAAUGCAAAUCAAAUUUAUGCUAUAAUUCUUGAAUGGCCAAAUAAAGAUGUAUUAUAUUUAGGAUCAUUUAAAACAACUCCAAGCACACGAAUUUCAGCUCUUGGAUCUAAGUUACUAAUUAAUCAACAUUAUCAUAGAUACCAUUUAUCAAAAUUUUUCCAUUUACAUCUACUAGUGUAUCCAACAAAUAUAUCAAAUCUGCCAUUGCCUCAUGCAAAGUUCCACCAAAUGUACCACUAUGCAGAUCUUUAA